AUGUCCCCUUCUCUCUGUGCCGUACCAGAUGUUCUCUCCAUCAACAGGAUACUACGCUCUUCCUUUACUUAUCCGGAUCUCCUCUUAGCAAUCAACGAUCUGGUCUCAGGUCAAGGAUACAGAUACGUCACAGCACGUAGGCCUGCCAAGUCAAAUCCAGUGUUCACCAUUCAAUGUGACCAUCAUGGCCAAAAGACCCCUUCUUAUGCUUUCAAAUCGGAUUGUAAACAUCAAAUCACCUUCAAAUCUGAACAUCCUCCUUUUAUCCAGCCCAAGUCAUUCUGGAAAAUUGAUUGGGAUCUAACAUCCGGCGAUCCUGGUAUCAGAAACGGUAAUCUGAUAACCCAUAAUCAUGGUCCAAAGAGUGCUAUUUCUGCAGGUAAAGGGAAAGGGAAAUCCAAGAGAAGAACGAAAAGGAAAGAUGAAUAUGAGACAGAAACGGACUUAGAUGGAUGGGAUGAGGAAGAAGAGCGAUACGAACUUCGUUCGGAGACGGAAUGGACCCCCUCUCGCUCCACUUCAUUAUCUUCUACUUCCACUGCGACACUUCACAGACCCAGUCCUUCCUCUACCGCUUCCACUUCUCGCUCACAAUCAUCUAUGAGAACCCGAAGCUCUUUCAGAGCGAAAGCGAAAGGUCCGAAUACCAUGCCAGGACAGGUUGCUAUCGUUGAAGACUACGAUGAGCUGAUAGGAGCCGAAGCCAAGAGUCAAACCAAUACCAGCUCUUCUUCCUCAGCACAGAAGAGCGAUACUUCCAUCAACUCCGCUUCGACUAGCUGUCAAGGAAGUUCAUCAAAGUCCCCUGCAAGUCUAAUCUCUACUGACAAUAAUGGUACUUCUCCUUCACUCAAAGAUAGUACUUCUACUUCAUCUCAAGAUACGGCCAAACCCACUGACAGAGUGAAUCUUGCUCAUCCUCCCCUUUCAAAUGCAAGUCAGACCGGACCUUCAAGCUCUUCAAAUGAUUCGAAAACAUUUACCCCCACACUUACUAACGAUGCUAACCAUGAACGGAUCUGCGAGAUUACAAGACUUCGCGAAGAGAAUGGACAACUCAAGAUCGAAAUCCAAGUGUUGACUACGAAAUGCAAAGAAGCGGAAGAAGGUCAAACACGCCUGAAGACUCUUCUUUCACAAGAAGAGAGAGCGAGGAGGGAAGCUCAAGAGCAAAGCAGGAAAUUGCAAUCAACGAUCAAAGAGCUCAAGGCACAGAUCAUACAAUUGAAAGACGACCUCUAUGCCGAACGAUUUCAGAAGAACGCUUUAAAGAGCGAUAUAAAAGAGUUGGAAGAGCGAGUCACGAUACUGGGCGGUCGACUCAAGACUGAAAAAUCAGAAACAGCGAUACUGAAAGCGGAUUAUCGAAAGAAGGAAGAAGAGAAUGAUUUACUGACGAGAAACAACAAAUUGCUGAUUGAGAAGAUGGAAUCUGAAAAAGGUAGAUAUAAUGAUAUUCGACUUCAGGUCCAGCUCAAUGAUAGGCAGACCCUACAAAAAGAUUUACAAGAAUCAAGAGCUGAAAAUGACAAAUUGAAAGUAGGAUAUGAUGAAUUGAAAGUUGAAAAGGAAGAAUUACGAUCGAAGAACGAAAAGCUGGAAAAGGAGAAGGAAGACUUAAAAACUGCGAAUGACGAUAUCAAACGAAGUCAUCGAGCUAAAAAGCAGUUGGAAGAGCUCACGAAAGCAAAAGCGGAGAGAUUAAGAAAACGGCAAGAGGAAGAAAGUAAAAGAGCUGAAGAGGAGUUGAAGAGAAAACGAGCUGAUGAAAUCGAAGAGGAAGAGGAGGAGAGGACAAAGAAAAUAUUACUAGAGGAUAUCAGGAAAGGGGAAGAUAGGUGUAAGGAGUAA
Messenger RNA from Kwoniella botswanensis, 1851 nucleotides. RefSeq lists its product as uncharacterized. Bases 1 to 1851 code for a protein of 616 amino acids. Lineage: Eukaryota; Fungi; Basidiomycota; Tremellomycetes; Tremellales; Cryptococcaceae. The record is from RefSeq and is a predicted model, not a curated record. The transcript is spliced from 2 exons.